AUGCUCUCCAAGGUCAAACAAUUCGGCCAUAUUGUUGCCUGUGGUGCUAUUUCUGGCUAUAAUGAUGCAGAAAAGGGUAAAGUCACUGGUUGGGCUGAUAUUACCAGGAAUCGUCUUACCAUUCGUGGCUUUGUCAUAAUUGAUUUUAUCAAAGAUUUUGCGGAAGGUAUCAAUGCAAUUGUCAGUGCAAUCAAAGAAGGCAAAAUUAACAUUACCGAAGACGUAUCUGUGAUUGACUUAAGUAAAGAAAUCGACGUUUUGUCAAAGGUUCCCGAGACAUGGGGUCUAUUAUUUAGUAAUAAGAAGAUAAAUGGUAAAUUGGUUACAAAGAUUGCCUAG
This is a messenger RNA of Debaryomyces tyrocola, 339 nucleotides long. The record is from the annotation of a GenBank genome assembly. NCBI's taxonomy places the organism in Eukaryota, Fungi, Ascomycota, Pichiomycetes, Serinales, Debaryomycetaceae.